GGGAGGGCAAGCUCGGUGCCGGCGCCCUCACGGGGCUGGAGGUGUGACGCCGUGGCGGGAAGAUGGCGGCUGCGGCGAGCCUCCCGGCUUCGGCCACGGCUCUCGGGGAGGUGGAGGAUGAGGGGCUCCUGGCGUCGCUGUUCCGCGACCGCUUCCCGGAGGCGCAGUGGCGGGAGAAGCCCGACGUGGGCCGCUAUCUGCGGGAGCUGAGCGGCUCCGGGCUGGAGCGUCUGCGACGCGAGCCCGAGCGCCUGGCGGAGGAGCGGGCGCAGCUGCUGCAGCAGACGCGCGAUCUGGCCUUCGCCAACUACAAGACCUUCAUCCGCGGCGCCGAGUGCACCGAGCGCAUCCACCGCCUCUUUGGCGACGUGGAGGCGUCGCUCGGCCACUUGCUCGAUCGCUUGCCCAGCUUCCAGCAGAGCUGCAGGAACUUUGUGAAAGAGGCUGAGGAGAUCAGCUCCAGUCGCCGGAUGAACACCCUGACUUUGAACCGACACAUGGAGAUCCUGGAGAUCCUAGAGAUUCCUCAGCUCAUGGACACCUGUGUCCGCAACAGCUAUUAUGAAGAGGCCCUGGAGCUUGCAGCCUAUGUCCACCGUCUGGAAAGGAAAUACUCCUCCAUCCCUGUCAUCCAGGGCAUCGUGACUGAGGUGCGCCAGUCCAUGCAGCUGAUGCUGAGCCAGCUCAUCCAGCAGCUGAGGACCAACAUUCAGCUCCCUGCCUGCCUCCGCGUCAUUGGCUUCCUGCGGUGCAUGGAUGUCUUCACAGAGGCGGAGCUGAGAGUCAAAUUUCUCCAAGCCCGAGACGCUUGGCUCCGUUCCAUCUUGACUGCCAUCCCUAAUGACGAUCCCUACUUCCACAUCACCAAAACCAUCGAGGCUUGCCGUGUCCAUCUGUUCGAUAUCAUCACCCAGUACCGGGCCAUCUUCUCAGAUGAGGACCCACUACUGCGCCCAGCCGCGGGCGAGCAAAUUGUGAAUGAGAGUGCCAUCUUCCACGGCUGGGUGCUGCAGAAAGUCUCCCAGUUCCUGCAGAUGCUGGAGUCCGACCUGCACCGGGGGAUCGGCGGUCGCCUAGACUCCCUGCUGGGCCAGUGCAUGUACUUUGGGCUGUCCUUCAGCCGCGUUGGGGCGGAUUUCCGUGGCCAGUUGGUUCCUAUUUUUCAGCGGGUGGCCAUCAGCACUUUCCAGAAGGCAGUUCAGGAAGCUGUGGAGAGGUUUCAGGAUGAAAUGAUCUCCUACACCCUCAUCUCAGCUCCAGCCAUCCUGGGCAGCUCUAACCUUCCCGCAGCUGUGCCGGUCACCCAGCCUGGGACCCUGCAGCCACCAAUGGUUCUCUUAGACUUCCCACCCCUUGCCUGCUUCCUCAACAACAUUCUGGUCGCCUUCAAUGAUCUGCGUCUCUGCUGCCCUGUGGCCCUAGCACAGGAUGUGACGAGGGCCCUGGAGGAUGCCCUUGCCAAGGUCACCAAAGUAAUUCUGGCGUUCCAUCGUGCUGAAGAGGCUGCCUUCAGCAGUGGGGAGCGAGAGCUCUUCGUCCAGUUCUGCACUGCCUUCCUGGAAGACCUUGUUCCUUACUUAAAUCGCUGUCUCCAAGUCCUUUUCCCACCGGCUCAGAUAGCACAGACAUUAGGCAUCCCGCCCGCCCAGCUUUCCAGGUACGGGAACCUGGGCCACGUGGACGCCGGCGCCUUCCAGGAGCCGCUCGCCUUCCUGCUGCCGAAGAGAGAGCCGCUCCCGGGGCUGGACGACGAGGCGGUGGCCGAGCCCGGCGUGCCCGCCGCGGCCGCCGAGCCGGGCCCCGCGCCGGCCGCCCCGAUGCCCGAGGCGGGGGAGCCGGGCCCGGCGGAGGCCAGCGCGGGCGGCCAGCAGGCGGCAGCCGGCGCGCGCACCCGCCUCCCGGCGUGCAGCGGGCCUGGGCCGGGCGGCGGCGGCGCCAUGAGCCCGCUGGGCACAGUUCUGCGGCUGCUGCGGGCGCCGUGGGCGCUCGGCGGUGCCCGGGCCUGCAGCUCCGCGGCCGCGGCGGGCGGCCCCGAGGGCCCGGCGCGCCGGCGCUCCUACUGGCGCUACGUGCGGCGGCUGGUGCGGGGCGCGCCGGCGCCCCCGUACCUGCACGUGUGUCAGGUCGGAGACCCCGUGCUGCGGGCCGUGGCGGCUCCGGUGGAGCCCGCGCAGCUGGGGGGCCCCGAGUUGCAGCGGCUGGUGCAGCGGCUGGUGCAGGUGAUGCGGCGGCGGCGCUGCGUGGGCCUGAGCGCGCCGCAGCUCGGGGUGCCGCUGCAGGUGCUGGCCCUGGAGUUGCCCGAGGAGCUCUGCCGCACCUGCGCGCCUCGCCUGCGCGCCGCCCGCCAGAUGGAGCCCUUCCCCCUGCGCGUGUUCGUCAACCCCAGCCUGCGGGUGCUGGACCGCCGCCUGGUCACCUUCCCGGAGGGCUGCGAGAGCGUGGCCGGCUUCCUGGCCUGCGUGCCCCGCUUCCAGGCUGUGCAGAUAGCAGGGCUGGACCCUCAGGGAGGGCACGUGGAGUGGCAGGCCAGCGGGUGGGCAGCCCGCAUCCUGCAGCACGAGAUGGACCACUUGCAGGGCUGCCUGUUCAUUGACAAAAUGGACAGCAAGACCUUUACCAAUGUCCACUGGAUGGAGGUGAAUGACUGAAGCUGCCCUGCAGCAUCCAAGAUGCUCAUUACGAGACAAACACUUGGCCUUUGAGUUGGGCCUGCACCAACUUAGCAUCCACUUGACAGAAAAUGCUGGGCGACCAAAAGCAGGCCACAGCGAAUUGUUUGGAAAGAUGUUAAAUAUUUGCCCUGAAAGAGUUGUGAGCAAAAAGCUGCCUUCAACUGGAGAAGAAAAUACUUCACUACGGAGAGAUUUCCUGACAAUUGGGUAGAGAUAAGUGGGACAAGUCAGCCACUUUCAGGACUUCAUAAGGGCUCCCCAAAGCCAAAAUUUAUUAACAAGGUAUUCCCAGACUGUUGAAAAAUGCGGACCACGUUUGUGUGGCCAUAUUCACCAAAUUCUGACCUUCAUUGGGCCUGUGUGUAUCUUGCUGCAGGGCCUCUCCUGGCUUAGGCAUCACUUUGCUGGUGGAAAUAAAAUGCAGGAAAGAAUGGCC
Sorex araneus (European shrew) is the source of this 3108-nucleotide messenger RNA. RefSeq names its product component of oligomeric golgi complex 8 (gene COG8). Bases 63 to 2648 code for a protein of 861 amino acids. Gene Ontology annotation, biological process: intra-Golgi vesicle-mediated transport. Gene Ontology annotation, molecular function: peptide deformylase activity. The transcript is spliced from 7 exons. Gene Ontology annotation, cellular component: COG complex. Lineage: Eukaryota; Metazoa; Chordata; Mammalia; Eulipotyphla; Soricidae. The record is from RefSeq and is a predicted model, not a curated record.